AUGAAAGCCUGCUGGGUGCCAGGGGUGGCCCUCUGCCUCCUGCUGGGACCUCUGGUGGGGGCCAAGCCAGUGCAGGAGGAAGGAGACCCCUAUGCUGAGCUGCCUGCCAUGCCCUACUGGCCUUUCUCCACCUCUGACUUCUGGAACUACGUGCAAUACUUCCAGACGCUGGGGGCCUACCCCCAGCUGGAGGAUAUGGCCCGCACCUUCUUCGCUCACUUCCCCCUGGGGACCACGCUGGGCUUCCAUGUCCCCUACCAGCAGGACUGA
This is a messenger RNA of Neogale vison (American mink), 270 nucleotides long. It is a transcript of the gene OTOS, whose product is annotated as otospiralin. Bases 1 to 270 code for a protein of 89 amino acids. The record is from RefSeq and is a predicted model, not a curated record. The transcript is spliced from 3 exons. Lineage: Eukaryota; Metazoa; Chordata; Mammalia; Carnivora; Mustelidae. Gene Ontology annotation, biological process: sensory perception of sound.